Molecule: messenger RNA, 2088 nt
Organism: Colletotrichum paranaense
Lineage: Eukaryota; Fungi; Ascomycota; Sordariomycetes; Glomerellales; Glomerellaceae
Exons: 2
Coding region: 1-2088 (695 amino acids)
Biological process (GO): regulation of DNA-templated transcription
Molecular function (GO): DNA-binding transcription factor activity, RNA polymerase II-specific; zinc ion binding
Source: RefSeq, a predicted model, not a curated record
AUGGCAUCUCUACCCCCCAACCACAUUCGAGAGGACUUCAUGAGAUCAACAGCUGCAGUCAACAUGGCCGUCGCAUCUUCUGCGAAGGCCAAGUCGGCCUGCAAAGCCAACACCACCAACAACAACAAUGCCAGCUCCAAGGCAAAAUCACAAAUGCACCGCCGUUCAAGGACAGGAUGCUACACCUGCAGACUGCGCCGCAAGAAGUGCGACGAGGGCUCGCCAAUGUGCUCCGCUUGCAAACAUCUUGGCUUGACAUGCGAAUACAAGCGCCCAAUGUGGUGGAGCAACAACGAUGCCCGCCGCAAGCACAAGGACGACAUCAAGAUGAUUAUCAAGCGCAAGAAGCUCUCAGAGAAGGCGUCGCACACAAUCCAGACUUCCGUCGGCUCUCCUCCCGGCCUGUCGCACUCUUUGCCCACCUCUGCCACCUUUUCCGACCCUCUGGACCGCACUCGCUCCGCCUCCAUUGACUCGCACUUCUCCCAGGCUUUCAACUUCAACAGCCCGCCAACUGUCGGUGCCGAUUAUGCUGCCUACAACCCCCAGAUGCACCCCGACUUCAUGUUCAGUGGCUUCCCCUCGCCUUACGAGAUUGAUGUCAAGACUGAGCGCCAGGUCUACAUGAACGAUGUGCCCACUCUAAGGGAGUCGACCAUUUCCACUUUCAGCACCUACCACACUCCCCCACCUCCGGGAACCAUCCUGCCUUCCUCCGUGCCCCUCGACGGCGAGUGGACCGAGCAGAUCUACUCUGAGCGCAAGGAGUCCCUUAGCGAGGAGGCCCUCAACGUCAACUUCUUCGACUUCUCUCAUGGCCCGGCCAUGUCCAACCGCCAGGUCGCAGUUGAGCUUGACGAGAACGAUCAGCGCCUGCUGGACCACUUUAUCCAAUUCGUCCUGCCCACCAUCUUUCCCAUCCUCGACUCCAACCAACAUGGCUCAGUCGGUUCCGAUCUGAUCUUGCCGGCUCUGCAGAGCAACAAGGGUUACCUGCACUGCUGUCUUAGCAUCGCCGCCCAGCACUACAAGGCGACCAUGAACGUUCCCGGAGAGGAGAUUGACCAGGACAUCAUGCGCCAUCGGUACGCCACCAUCUCGUCUCUUUGCGACGCUUUGAACAAGGACGAGAACCACCAGGAGAUUCUCGAGGCUGCUUUGGGUCUUAUCUUCUUCCAGUGUGUCGUCGGUCGCUUCGACGACGCACUGCCCGACAUCCCCUGGCACCAGCACUUCCAAGCUGCCAUCAGCUUGGUCCAGAAGCUUGACCUACCCCGCCUGGUUUCGGAUCCCCAUGAGCAGAUAACCCAAACUCCCUUCAACAUGACUUUGACCUCUUGGAUUGACAUUCUUGGCGCCACCAUGCAGGGACAAGCUCCUACCUUUGCCCACACCUACCGCGAGAAGCACCUGUCAAACAACCCUAGCCUGGGUCUUCGCGAGCUCAUGGGAUGCGAUGACCGUGUCAUGUACCUCAUUUCUGAGAUCGCCUGCCUCGAGGCUCUCAAGGGAAGCGGCAUGGACGACAUUACUCUUUGCCAGCACGUCCACGCUCUUGGCGACCAGAUCAACCUCACCGAGAUUGGCGAGCCUGGUCCCAAGAUGCCUUACAAUAACAACGGAAGCCUUUCCCCUAAGCAGCUUUCCAAGAACAUGACAGCCGCGUUCCGCCUUGCCGCUCGCAUCUAUCUUUGCAGCUUGGUACCCGGCUUCAAUCCCGCGCAGGCUUCCUGUGUCGGCUUAGUUGAGAAGCUUGCCAACGUUCUCCAGCUUAUCCCCUCGGGACCUGGAGGCUUUGACCGCAGUCUCGUCUGGGUCUACCUCGUGGGCGGCUCUGUCAGCUUGCCUGGCAGCUCUUUCCGCGCUCUCUUUGAGGACCGCGUUGCCCAGCUUGGCGAUGUCUCUGACUGCGGCUCCUUCGGCCGCGUCGCCUCGCUCCUCAACGAAGUCUGGAUGCAGACAGGCAACAUCAAGAGCAGUGACAGCUGCGCCGGCAGCCCUGGUUCCACGCAAGGAGCUGAGGCGGUAGCAUACAUCCACUGGAGGGAUGUCAUGCAGAUGAAGGGCUGGGACUUCUUGCUCAUCUAG